GUGACGUCACGUGGCUGCCGUCGCUGCCUCCAUGCUGGAUUUGAUGUAACAGGCGUGUGGAUUGAUCAUUGUGCCGGUGUUUGAGAUUCAUUGCUCGGAUAAACGGCGGUCAGACGGAGCUGUCAGCAGACAUGUCGUACUGCAAGCAGGAAGGUAAAGAUCGCAUCAUAUUUGUCACCAAGGAGGAUCAUGAAGCGCCCAGUAAUGCUGAGCUUAUCGAAGAUGAUCCAAAUGAUCCGUAUGAGGAUCACGGUCUUAUUCUCCCUAAUGGUGAUAUAAACUGGAACUCCUGUGUUUGGGGUAUGGCCAGUGGCCCUUGUGGACAGCAGUUCAAAGACGCCUUUUCUUGUUUCCACUAUAGUAAAGAGGAAGUAAAGGUGGAUUGUGUGGAAAACUUCCAUAUGCAGGAGUGUAUGCAGAAGUACCCUGAGCUCUACCCUCAGGAAGAUGACAGUGACAGCGCCCCCUCUGAUGGGGCAGAUACUGCGCCCGCUGACUCUGUCCCUACAGUCUCUCCUGAAUCCACACCGGCAAGCACAGAAAACCCAGCGACUAGCUAAUGUUAUUUUGACUUCGUUCCCUUGAAACCUCACCGCAAAGACAGCUCCACUUUUAAGUAUGAAGAGAUAAUAUCACUGGAUCGAUGCUCUCCGCCUGACCGCAUGAUGCACAGAGAUGCAGGGAGCCCUUAAAUGUCCAGCUUUGUGAUUUAAAUAAUCAAAUGACUUUAACACGCACUUAAGGGACCUAUUAAAAGAA
Molecule: messenger RNA, 759 nt
Organism: Puntigrus tetrazona (Sumatra barb)
Lineage: Eukaryota; Metazoa; Chordata; Actinopteri; Cypriniformes; Cyprinidae
Gene: chchd4a
Product: coiled-coil-helix-coiled-coil-helix domain containing 4a
Biological process (GO): protein import into mitochondrial intermembrane space
Cellular component (GO): mitochondrial intermembrane space
Molecular function (GO): protein-disulfide reductase activity
Source: RefSeq, a predicted model, not a curated record